Molecule: messenger RNA, 1196 nt
Organism: Epinephelus lanceolatus (giant grouper)
Lineage: Eukaryota; Metazoa; Chordata; Actinopteri; Perciformes; Serranidae
Gene: jmjd7
Product: jumonji domain containing 7
Source: RefSeq, a predicted model, not a curated record
GUAAACAAAGCAGCAUGGCACCGUGAAAUUGGGAGAGAUCUGACAGCAGCAGACUUUAUCGGUUAUCAGUGAUCAUUUAAUCGAUAUUUGAUCAGAUAUCUGAUGUUGUCUCUGUGGCGGACUUCCGGUUGUUUGUUUGUGAUGACGGAGAAACAAAAUGGAGUCUGUGAAAGAACGACUGACUGAGUUUUCACUGGAGGCUCACGAUCUGUAUCUGAACCAUUCGGUGCCUUACCUGGAGGAGCCACCUGACCCACUGCAGUUCUACCGCGACUGGAUUGGUCCAAACAAGCCCUGCAUCAUCCGUAACGCCUUCAGUCAUUGGCCGGCUCUGUCCAGAUGGACACCGGAGUACCUGAGAGAGAAGGUGGGGUCAAAGGUCAUCAGCGUGGCGGUGACUCCUAACGGUUACGCUGACGCAGUUAACGGUGACCGCUUCGUGAUGCCAGAGGAGAGACAGAUGGACUUUUCUUCUGUGCUCGACAUCAUCGAGGGGAAGGUGCAGCAGAGUGGAGUGCUGUAUGUUCAGAAGCAGUGCUCUAACCUGCUGGAGGAGCUGCCUGAGCUCACAGACGACGUGGAGCCUCACAUUUCAUGGAUGAACGAAGCACUCGGAAAGUUACCAGAUGCGGUGAAUUUUUGGCUCGGAGAGGCGAGCGCCGUCACGUCCAUGCACAAAGAUCACUAUGAGAAUCUGUACUGUGUGAUAUCUGGAGAGAAAAACUUCAUCCUGCUGCCGCCCACAGACCGUCCCUUCAUCCCCUACGGUGUGUAUCAGCCGGCUGUUUACCGUCAGAAGGAGGACGGUGAGUUUGAGGUCAUCGAUCAGGGCGACUCUGAGAAGGUCCCGUGGAUCCCUCUGGACCCGCUGGACCCGGACUUGGACCGGUACCCGCAGUACCAGAGAGCUCGGCCACUCCACUGCAGCGUGAAGGCCGGAGAGAUGUUGUACCUGCCGUCACUGUGGUUUCACCAUGUCAGGCAGUCACACGGCUGCAUUGCAGUGAACUUCUGGUACGACAUGGAGUACGACAUCAAGUACAACUACUUCCAGCUGCUGGAGAUGCUGUCUGAGGUCACAGGGUCAACGUGACAUCACAGCAGCUGUGUGAUGUCAUAGUGAUUUCUGGUUUGUGAAUAAAAAGUUAAAUAGUAACAUGAAGUAACUGUAAAAUAAAGAUUUGUUACAAACUCUG